This is a messenger RNA of Pseudonaja textilis, 2620 nucleotides long. It is a transcript of the gene HPDL, whose product is annotated as 4-hydroxyphenylpyruvate dioxygenase like. Gene Ontology annotation, molecular function: 4-hydroxyphenylpyruvate dioxygenase activity. Gene Ontology annotation, biological process: aromatic amino acid metabolic process. The record is from RefSeq and is a predicted model, not a curated record. Lineage: Eukaryota; Metazoa; Chordata; Lepidosauria; Squamata; Elapidae.
CUUCCGUGCUGCGGAGCUGCUACUUUUAAAGUCAAGGUCGUGAAAAAGUUGGUGUUUUGCCGUGUUCUUCCACCACCGCCGCUGUUAUAAAUUCAUUCCCGGAUGGAAGGAGAGAGAAUAAUAACAGGACUGGAGAAAUAAGGAGUUCAAAUCAGAUUUAAUAGCAAAAGGAUGUGUUGCAACUAAGCAGCUACAAAUUUCAUAAUGUCUGCUCUUCCGAAGCGGUUGUGUUACAUUGGAUUCCAUGUUCUUCAGGGCCAACAGCUGGCCAGUCACCUGGUGCAAAGGUUUGGCUUUGAGCUGUUUGCUAUACGGGAAGCAGAGAGGAAGAGGCAGCAGGCUUUCCGAAGAGGAGAUGCUAUUUUUAUUGUCAAUGAAGAGCGGGAGCUGAUUGAGAAAAACUUUUCACCUUCAGAUUUACCUUCAGACUGCUGUAAGCAUAAAGGGAUCCUGUAUGAUGUGAACCUGCAGUACAGAGUCAGCACAGCUUCCAAUAUUUGCUUUGAGGUAGAGGAUGUCCCUGGAAUCUCCCGAAACCUACAAGAGAAAGGCUGCAAGAUCCUUAUUCCUCCCACCACUGAAGCAGAUGAAAAUGGCUUUGUUACUUACUCUGUAGUGCGGUCCAUUGUGGGCAAUGUUAGCCAUACUCUUCUUGAUCGAUCCCAGUAUGGUGGGCCAUUCUUGCCUGGUUUCUGUGAAGUUGAAGUUGCCCCCAAGGAGAAGGAGACCAUAUAUUUUGACCACAUCACCUAUGCCUGUCCACAAGGUAGCUCACAAGCUGUGCUGGACUGGUACAAAAACUGUUUUGGUUUCCAGCGCUUCUUCAUCCACCAUCAAGAUGAUGCUGAAGAAGGCUUUCGAAUCCAAGGGGAAGACAUGGGCCUUCGUCUUACUGCCAUGCAAUACAGUGUUGAUCGCCUGUCACCCUUUAAGCCCGACUGUAAAUUUGUCCUGGCUGAGUCACUGCCAAGGCAAAGGAUGGGCCAGGUGGACACUUUCUUACAGCAGCAUGAAGGUGCCGGCAUCCAGCAUGUGGCCCUUUAUACCACAGACAUUGUAAGUGCUGCUGCAGCCAUGGCAAAGUCAGGAGUCGGCUUUUUCAAACCACCCGUAUCAUAUUACUAUGAGAAAAGCAAAGAGGAGGAGAUACAGCAAGUUGGGCAAGAUCUUCAGCUCCUGAAAGACUACGGCAUCCUCCUUGAUGCGGCAGUAGAUGACCAAGGACAGGACACUAGCCCUAGCCUGCUCAAGGAGCAAUACCUGAUGCAGAUCUUCACCAAACCUCUUUUUACAGAAGAGACCUUCUUCAUAGAACUCAUUGAGCGCCGUGGGGCUGCAGGUUUUGGUGAGGGAAAUGUCCGUGCUCUUUGGAAGUCGGUACAGGAUUAUAUGGAUCAACAGCAAAGGCCCACUCUACUCAAGAGUGAAACCUGACAGCAUGUUCAUUAUGUUCUGCUCAGAGGCUCCUUGAACUGGGAAGUGGGUGGCAAAUAAAUUUGAUAAAUAAAUUAUAACUAAAUAAUACAGUGCUGCCGCCUCAGAUUUGUUAAUGUAGGAUUAUUGUCCGUGUUAGAAGAAAGCUUGGUGGACUGAUUUGUUUCAAAUAUGUACUUGCAUUUUGCACGGUCAGCACUGGUUUGGAUUAAAGAGUUUCCAAGUGACCCGGAAGAUCAUCUAAUUAGAACCCAUGACCUGACCAUGGCAAUGUUGUGACAACAACCACACUUGAAAGCAUGUAGGUUUUUGCCUUGCUAGUUGAACUACUGAAUUGGUAAUUGAUUUUUCUUUAACAAAGUACAAAGGCCUGAGGGAAUGGCAGUUAUGCUUUCCCUAGGAAGAGAGAAAUGCUCUAUUAGAAUAAGUGACUGCUAUCUGCAGAAGCCCCACAGUCUUUGGGAUCAUGGAGUUCAAAUCUGAAAAGGUGCAAGAUUCCUAUUACUUAGCUACAAUACUCUUAGUGAAGAAAGUUACCAAGUUAGGUAAGAAAAAGUCUCAAUGAAAAGCAAGCUCUGAAGCCACCAAGAACAAACUUUGGACUACAUAUUCUUUACUAUUGGAAGAAAAUCAGUUCUCUCUGUUCUUAACUAAUUGCAUCCUCCAAAUUUGGUGUUAACUGGACAAACAGGAGGCAAGGGUAUCUGUUAGCCACUCAUACAUGAAUCAGAACAUCUUUUUAGCUAUCAGAACAUGGAACCACAGGGAAUCUUUAGUAUAGAUCCAAGCAUUUAUAUACAGAUGGAAUGUAGCUAUUAUGCUAUUUACACUCCUAAAAAGUGAAAAGAACCUGACUUAAUUUUUAUCUAAUGCAAAAAACUGUGAAUAAAUGUUGUGAUUCUCAAAACGUAUUGCUAAUAAAUCUUAAUAUAUGUCCAAACUUGACUCAAUAGUUCUGUAGACGGGCUCUUAUUUCAGAAUCCAUUGAAUAUGAAGAGAUUUAUUCAGUUCAUUUAUUUAGAUAUUACUACUGGAAAGUAGCCAUGGUUUAAUUAACUUAGUGGUUACUCCUAUCAAUGAAGCAUUGGUCACAUCCACUUGCUGUUAUUGAAUGCUACUGAAUGUUAAUGAAAGUGGUAUGAAGUGGUAACUGUUCUCUCUGUAUGUUUUCCUGUUCAGAAAUAUC